AUGUGUCGAAAUUAUUGCCUCAGAUCUGUAGAAGAAAGCAAUCGAAAUUUCCAAGAUGUGUUCGAAAUUUCUCUUUGCCCUGUUCAUCUUCUUCCUCGCAGCCCCCAUAUUUCCUUCCAGCAGCAUCACUCUCUACGGCGGCGCUUUCGUGAACGCCACCUCCAUUGCCCUGUCAAAGGAGAAGAACUUCACCAUCCUCCCGCUGCCUCCGUUCUUCCCGCUGGUUCCACCGCCUCUAUUUCGUGCCUUUUCUCUUUCGCCGUCGACAUGUUCGUGUUUCUUAUCACAUCAAAAGGCGCAAAUUUCACGGGCCUCCCGAUUGAGGUACCCUAUUAUCAUGCCGUGGAAUUCAAUUUUUGA
Molecule: messenger RNA, 360 nt
Organism: Striga asiatica
Lineage: Eukaryota; Viridiplantae; Streptophyta; Magnoliopsida; Lamiales; Orobanchaceae
Source: the annotation of a GenBank genome assembly